AUGGCUGACUUUAAUAUCACUUAUGUCACUGAAUUUAUUCUCCAAGGAAUAACAGAUAGGCCAGAACUUCAGGUUCCAUGCUUCCUGAUGUUUUUAGUUGUCUAUCUGGUCACAGUUGUAGGCAACUUUGGAUUAAUUACAUUAAUCCGGAUUGAUGCUCGGCUCCACACGCCCAUGUACUAUUUCCUCAGCCACUUGGCCUUUGUUGAUCUCUGUUACUCUUCUGCUAUUACACCGAAGAUGAUGGUGAACUUUGUGGUGCAACGUAACACAAUUCCUUUCCUUGCUUGUGCAACACAGCUGGGCUGUUUCCUCACCUUCAUGAUCACUGAAUGUUUCCUCCUAGCCUCCAUGGCCUAUGACCGUUAUGCAGCUAUCUGUAGUCCCUUGCAUUAUUCAACACUGAUGUCAAAAAGAGUCUGCAUUCAGUUAGUGGCGGUUCCAUAUAUAUACAGCUUUCUCGUUGCCCUAUUCCAUACCAUCAUCACCUUCCGUCUGACGUACUGUGGCCCUAAUGUUAUUAACCACUUCUAUUGUGAUGACCUCCCCCUCUUAGCUCUGGCUUGCUCAGACACACGCCUGAAGGAAAUUCUGAUUUUUGCCUUUGCUGGCUUUGAUAUGAUUUGUUCCUCUUCCAUUGUACUCACCUCCUACAUCUUUAUCAUCGCUGCCAUCCUGAGGAUCCGCUCUACCCAGGGGCGACGCAAGGCUAUUUCCACUUGUGGGUCCCAUAUGGUGGCUGUUACAAUAUUUUAUGGCACUCUGAUCUUUAUGUACCUACAGCCCAAAUCCAACCACUCCCUGGACACAGACAAAAUGGCCUCAGUGUUUUAUACAGUGGUCAUCCCCAUGUUGAACCCCCUAAUCUACAGUCUAAGGAACAAAGAGGUGAAAGAUGCCUCAAAGAAAGCCUUGGAUAAAGGUUGUGAAAUGUUAAAGAUAUUAAAAUUAAGAAAAUAA
Messenger RNA from Lepus europaeus (European hare), 960 nucleotides. Its product is annotated as olfactory receptor 8U3-like. NCBI's taxonomy places the organism in Eukaryota, Metazoa, Chordata, Mammalia, Lagomorpha, Leporidae. Gene Ontology annotation, molecular function: G protein-coupled receptor activity; odorant binding; olfactory receptor activity. Gene Ontology annotation, cellular component: membrane. Gene Ontology annotation, biological process: sensory perception of smell; G protein-coupled receptor signaling pathway. The record is from RefSeq and is a predicted model, not a curated record.